UUAGUUGUUCUCUACUUGCAGAAACAUUUUAUCAUUGUGAGAACAAUCUCUAAGGGUGUAGAAAGUGCAGCCUGAUGUUCAGUAUUCUUCUAUAACUCUAGAUACUCGGCGUUAAAUUUAGCUUCUACUUGCUCCUCAAUAACCUCUGUUAAGAUGCGAGACCAACGAGAAAGGUUUGAGCUCAGCGGGGACAGGUACGCUGAGAUACUGGCGCCCGACGUCCAUGCCCAAUAUAUUAAAGAUUUCCCAGGAACCGAAGGCAGCAGGCUGUUCCGCAUCAAUCCAUGUGGGACUAUCGUGUACGAAGGCUUGAAGUGCAUCGAUAAAGAAGUUUACGAUUUUAAGUUUCGAUCAGACGAUGUGUUGGUGAUGUCCUAUCCGAAGUGCGGAUCGACCUGGACCCAGGAGAUAAUCUGGACCAUGAUGUACAACCCCAACCUCGACCACCCGGACCCUAAUGAACCCUUACUCUCCAGAAGCCCCGUGAUAGAGUCUGACAUGUCCAUAAUCCUGGAGCUGAAAGAGAAGGGUGUGGAUCACUUCGUUGACGGCCCUAUGUUCAGCCACUUCAGGCGACGCUGCCCCAAACUAGACUCGAAUCGGGGGAUCCACCUUCAGAUGGCAGAUUCUUACGAAGACAGAAGAAUCCUCAAGACGCACCUGCCCUUCUCCUGCUACCGCAAGGGACUGAUCGAAAAGUGCAAGGUGAUCUUGUGCGUGCGUCACCCCAAGGACGUGGUACUGUCCUACCAGCACCAUUGCAAGCUGCUCGCUAACCACAAGUUCAAUGGUACUCAGGAUACCUUCAUCAAUUACUUCGUCAAGGGAUUGUUGAUAUGGGGGUCUCAAGCCAACCUGCUUAAGGAAGCUUUCGAAUACAAGGACCACCAUAACCUUCAUAUUAUGUUUUACGAAGAUAUGAAGAAAGAUAUUGAUGGGGAGCUGCACAAACUCAACAAGUUUCUAGAAUUGAACCUUGACAGCCAGCAGCUGAAAAAUGUGCAGAAACAGACAGCGUUCAAGAAAAUGCAGGAGGCUGACCCAUACAAAAUGAUGUCCUGCAAAAUCGCAGACCAAGAGGUUGCCGAGAGAGAUGGUCCUUUCAUACGGCAAGGAGAAGCGGGCGCGUGGAAAGGAAAACUCACUCCGGAGCAAGAAAAAAUUUUGGACGAUUACAUAGUGAAGAACUUCACUCAUCCCGACCUUGUAGCAAGAUAUUUUCCGAAAAUGGAAGUUUCGCCCGUAAAGAAAGAAGCUUCUCCCAAAAAGCAGGAAGCUUCUCCCAAAAAGCAGGAAGCUUCUCCCAAAAAGCAGGAAGCUUCUCCCACAAAGCAGGAAGCUUCUCCCACAAAGCAGGAAGCUUCUCCCACAAAGAAGGAACCUUCGCCCAAAAAGAAGGAUGGUUAACUAAAAAAACCAGGAUUUACCUCGGAUUUAUUAUGUUGCAGAAAGAUAUAUUUUAUAUAGUGUCGUCUACCUCAAUAAAAUUUAUCCUUGUAUUUUAUCAGAGUUAUGGUUUAUUACGUAUACAUAUAAAAUAAUAAAAUUUGCGAUAUGUGAAACCC
Molecule: messenger RNA, 1565 nt
Organism: Hyalella azteca
Lineage: Eukaryota; Metazoa; Arthropoda; Malacostraca; Amphipoda; Hyalellidae
Product: sulfotransferase 1A1
Exons: 8
Coding region: 154-1407 (417 amino acids)
Biological process (GO): sulfation
Cellular component (GO): cytoplasm
Molecular function (GO): sulfotransferase activity
Source: RefSeq, a predicted model, not a curated record